Ficedula albicollis (Collared flycatcher) is the source of this 6057-nucleotide messenger RNA. It is a transcript of the gene TRPM3, whose product is annotated as transient receptor potential cation channel subfamily M member 3. Gene Ontology annotation, molecular function: monoatomic cation channel activity. Gene Ontology annotation, biological process: protein tetramerization; monoatomic cation transmembrane transport. The transcript has 26 exons. Lineage: Eukaryota; Metazoa; Chordata; Aves; Passeriformes; Muscicapidae. Bases 25 to 5184 code for a protein of 1719 amino acids. The record is from RefSeq and is a predicted model, not a curated record. Gene Ontology annotation, cellular component: membrane.
UCCCGCUGGGAUUUGCGGACAGUCAUGAGCCAGACGGAGGCUCCCCGGCCGCUCAACUGGACCAUCCGGAAGCUGUGCCAUGCCGCCUUCCUCCCCUCUGUCAGACUCCUUAAGGCACAGAAAUCAUGGAUAGAAAGAGCAUUUUACAAGAGAGAAUGUGUUCAUAUCAUACCCAGCACCAAAGACCCCCAUAGGUGUUGCUGUGGGCGUCUAACAGGCCAGCACAUCGGACAGCCUCCAAGCGCCUCCGUUACUCAGAAUGAGAAAAGCGAAACCAGGCUUCCUCGCAAUGACAUCCAGUCGGAGAAGUGGUCCAUCAGCAAGCACACGCAGCUCAGCCCGACGGACGCUUUUGGAACCAUUGAGUUCCAAGGAGGAGGCCACUCCAAUAAAGCCAUGUACGUACGUGUGUCUUUUGACACAAAGCCUGACCUUCUUCUGCAUUUGAUGACCAAAGAGUGGCAACUUGAGCUCCCCAAACUUCUCAUCUCUGUGCACGGGGGCCUUCAGAAUUUUGAACUUCAGCCAAAACUCAAACAAGUCUUCGGAAAAGGACUUAUUAAGGCUGCAAUGACAACUGGAGCAUGGAUAUUCACUGGGGGAGUAAAUACAGGGGUCAUUCGGCAUGUUGGAGAUGCCCUGAAAGAUCACGCCUCAAAAUCUCGAGGGAAGAUCUGCACCAUCGGCAUAGCUCCCUGGGGCAUUGUGGAAAAUCAAGAGGAUCUGAUUGGCAAAGAUGUGGUCCGACCAUACCAGACAAUGUCCAACCCCAUGAGCAAGCUGACCGUGCUCAACAGCAUGCAUUCUCAUUUUAUUCUGGCUGACAAUGGUACUACUGGCAAAUAUGGAGCGGAGGUAAAGCUUCGUAGACAUCUGGAAAAGCACAUUUCACUUCAGAAGAUAAAUACAAGAAUUGGCCAAGGGGUCCCAGUGGUGGCCCUUAUUGUGGAAGGAGGUCCCAAUGUCAUCUCCAUUGUUCUGGAGUACCUGCGAGACACUCCUCCUGUUCCUGUUGUGAUAUGCGAUGGCAGUGGCCGAGCAUCUGACAUCCUUGCCUUUGGUCACAAAUAUUCUGAAGAAGGAGGACUUAUCAAUGAGUCUUUGAGGGACCAGCUGCUAGUUACCAUCCAGAAGACUUUCACAUACACCCGAACCCAGGCACAGCACCUCUUCAUUAUCCUCAUGGAGUGCAUGAAGAAGAAGGAGCUGAUCACAGUUUUUCGAAUGGGAUCAGAAGGACACCAGGAUAUUGAUUUAGCUAUCCUGACAGCACUACUAAAAGGAGCUAACGCAUCUGCUCCCGACCAGCUGAGCCUAGCACUAGCCUGGAACAGAGUAGACAUCGCCCGCAGUCAGAUCUUUAUUUAUGGGCAACAGUGGCCGGUGGGCUCCCUUGAGCAAGCAAUGCUGGAUGCACUGGUGUUGGACAGAGUGGAUUUUGUGAAAUUACUGAUAGAAAAUGGAGUAAGCAUGCAUCGUUUUCUCACCAUCUCCCGGCUAGAGGAAUUGUACAAUACGAGACAUGGACCAUCCAACACUCUGCAUCAUCUAGUCAGGGACGUGAAAAAGGGAAACUUACCUCCUGAUUAUCGGAUAAGCCUGAUUGAUAUUGGAUUGGUGAUAGAGUACCUGAUGGGAGGAGCCUAUCGCUGCAAUUACACCCGAAAGCGGUUCAGAACACUUUACCACAAUCUGUUCGGGCCCAAGAGGCCAAAAGCCCUGAAGCUGCUGGGAAUGGAGGAUGAUGUCCCUUUGCGUCGAGGGAGAAAACCAACAAAGAAAAAAGAAGAAGAAGUAGAUAUCGAUAUGGAUGACCCUGAGAUCAAUCACUUUCCCUUCCCAUUCCAUGAGCUGAUGGUGUGGGCUGUGCUGAUGAAACGUCAGAAGAUGGCCCUCUUCUUUUGGCAACAUGGGGAAGAGGCUAUGGCUAAAGCACUGGUGGCCUGCAAACUCUGCAAAGCCAUGGCCCACGAAGCAUCAGAAAAUGACAUGGUGGAUGACAUAUCCCAAGAGCUGAACCACAAUUCCAGGGACUUCGGCCAGCUGGCGGUCGAGCUGUUGGACCAGUCCUACAAGCAGGACGAGCAGCUGGCAAUGAAACUGCUGACCUAUGAGCUGAAGAACUGGAGCAACGCCACGUGCCUGCAGCUCGCAGUGGCAGCCAAGCACAGGGACUUCAUCGCUCACACGUGCAGCCAGAUGCUGCUCACUGACAUGUGGAUGGGUCGUCUACGGAUGAGAAAAAAUUCUGGCCUAAAGGUAAUUCUGGGAAUUCUACUUCCUCCUUCAAUCCUCAGCUUGGAGUUCAAGAAUAAAGAUGAUAUGCCCUACAUGACCCAGGCCAAUGAGAUCCAUCUUCAAGAAAAGGAUCCAGAGGAACCAGAGAAGCCAGUGAAAGAAAAAGAUGAGGAAGACAUGGAGCUCACUGCAAACAGCAGGAGCUGCCCGCAGGACCCCGACUGCAGGCAGGCAGAAGGACCUGCCUACAGGAUCCAAUAUGCAGGCAAGCCGAAGGAGCAGCCCACCAGACCCACCUACAGGACCCGUUUGCAGGCAAUGCUGGGACGAGGGAAUGGAGAGUCCUCAAGAAAGAAAGAGGAUGAGGAAGUUCAGAGCAGUCACAGGAUGAUCCCCAUUGGAAGAAAGAUUUACGAGUUCUACAAUGCUCCCAUCGUGAAGUUUUGGUUUUACACCCUGGCCUACAUAGGCUACUUGAUGCUGUUCAACUACAUUGUGCUGGUGAAGAUGGAUCGCUGGCCAUCUAUUCAGGAGUGGAUUGUCAUCUCAUACAUUUUCACUCUGGGAAUAGAGAAGAUGAGAGAGAUCCUCAUGUCAGAGCCUGGGAAACUGCUGCAAAAAGUGAAGGUUUGGCUGCAGGAGUACUGGAAUGUCACCGACCUCAUAGCUAUCCUCCUGUUCUCCGUUGGGAUGAUCCUCCGCCUGCAGGACCUGCCUCUCCGGAGCGACGGGCGCGUGAUCUACUGCGUCAACAUCAUCUACUGGUACAUCCGGCUGCUGGACAUCUUCGGUGUGAACAAGUACCUGGGGCCCUACGUCAUGAUGAUCGGGAAAAUGAUGAUAGACAUGAUGUACUUUGUCAUCAUCAUGUUGGUGGUUCUGAUGAGCUUUGGUGUGGCAAGACAGGCAAUUCUCUUCCCCAAUGAGGAGCCUUCGUGGAAGCUGGCGAAAAACAUUUUUUACAUGCCUUACUGGAUGAUCUAUGGGGAAGUGUUUGCAGACCAGAUAGACCCACCUUGUGGUCAAAAUGAAACCAGAGAAGACGGCAAAAUAAUCCAGCUACCUCCCUGCAAGACAGGAGCAUGGAUUGUUCCUGCCAUCAUGGCCUGCUACCUCUUGGUAGCAAACAUCCUUUUGGUGAACCUCCUCAUUGCAGUUUUCAACAACACUUUUUUCGAAGUCAAAUCUAUAUCGAACCAAGUUUGGAAGUUUCAAAGGUACCAGCUCAUCAUGACAUUCCAUGAAAGACCUGUUCUCCCACCGCCUCUGAUCAUUUUCAGCCACAUGACAAUGAUAUUUCAACACCUGUGCUGCAGAUGGAGGAAGCAUGAAAGUGACCCGGACGAGAGAGACUAUGGAUUGAAACUUUUCAUAACUGAGGAUGAAUUGAAAAAGGUCCAUGACUUUGAAGAGCAGUGCAUAGAAGAGUAUUUCAGAGAAAAAGAUGAUAGAUUCAACUCCUCCAAUGAUGAAAGAAUCCGUGUCACUUCAGAAAGGGUGGAGAACAUGGCCAUGCGACUGGAAGAGGUAAAUGAGAGAGAGCACUGUAUGAAGGCCUCUCUGCAGACCGUUGACAUCAGGCUUGCUCAGCUGGAAGACAUGAUGGGACGAAUGGUGACUGCCUUUGAAAAAAUGGCUGGCAUUGAGAGAGGAGAGACAACUAAGAUACGGUCCAGGACCUCAUCCGACUGUACUGAUGCAGCCUACAUUGUGAGGCAGAGUAGCUUCAACAGUCAGGAAGGAAAUGCCUACAAGCUUCAAGAGAGCAUUGAUCCCACAGGAGAGGAGUGCAUGUCCCCAACGUCACCUACGAUCACACCCCGCAUGCGAAGCCACUCCUUCUAUGCAACAAAUAUGAAGGACAAGUGUGGGUUGGAAAAGUUGGAAAGCAUUUUUAAAGAAAGAUCUCCAAGCCUGCAUCGGGCAAUCAGUUCCCACUCAAUAGCAAAAGAAGGAAAGGCUCCUUUACCCCCUACUAGCACUUUGUCAAUUGCCCCAGACUCCAGAAGGCCUUCAUCCUGUAUAGACAUCUAUGUUUCUGCCAUGGAUGAGAUGCAUUCUGACACAGAACCUCUCGAGAGCUCCAUAAAUAUUCUUGGUCCCGAAGAUGCAGCUCUGCCAGCUCACGUAGCCUCUUCGCUUUUAACUAAUAGUGCAUACAUCAGCAGUAGAGCUGGUGAGAAGAUCUCUGGCAGGAGUCUUGAUUAUGAGGAAACCUCUGGGAUAGAAACAAGACCAUUUUCUUCAGACUAUUCGCAAAUCACAGAUUGCCAAAUCCCGUGGGAUUCAGACCCUCCCUUGUAUCAUACUUUAGAGCGAUCUAAAAGCAGUCGUUACCUGGCUACAACUCCAUUUAUUCUGGAGGAAACACCAAUUGUAAAAUCUCACAGCUUCAUGUUCUCUCCUUCUCGAAGCUACUUCAGCAGCCUUGGCGUCCCAGUCAAAACAGCAGAGUACACAAGCAUUACAGAUUGCAUAGACACGAGGUGUGUGAGUGCUCCCCAGGCCAUUGCAGAGAGGGCCAGUUUCCCUGGAAGUCUCAGAGGCAAAGUAGAGGACUUGGGAUGCUGCCACCCAGAAAGAGAGGCUGAACUAACCCACCCAAGCUCUGACCAUGAGGAUAUUGAAGUCAAAGACAAGAAGGGAAUCCCUUUAUCUCCUCAAGACAGCAGUGCUACAACAACUCUGCCCAACAGCAUCCCACUCCCGAAAAUAGAGCGAGCCAACAGCUACUCUGCAGAGGAGUCCAGCGUAUUGUAUGCACAGCACACACGGAAGAGCUACUCCAUCAGUGACAAACUUGACAGACAGCGAAACACAGCAGGCCUGAGGAACCCCUUGGAGAGGAGUAAGUCCUCAAGGCCAGAGAGCAGAGGGGACAACCUGUCCAUGAGGAGACUGUCUAGAACAGGAGCCUUCUGCAGCUUUGAAAGCAAGCACAGCUAGGCUUCCUCAAAGCUCACCAGCAGUCUAAGGGUCAUCUGCACUUCUGUCUGUUUUUCUUAGCAGAAUUUUUUAAAAACCCUCACACCACCCCGUGUCGAGUCCAAUUGGGAUUAGCCACUGGUCAAGGGAGCACUUUUCAAUCUCAACAUCACCACUGGGGUAUUGCAUCUUGACCCAGUUGACAUUUGCACUUAAGAAAAAAGGGAGGGAUGAAAGCUUUACAAAACCUUCAGGAAACUAGAGGAAUAACAAGCCCCCUUAAUGAAGUCAGAAGAAAUAAAUUAAUAGGUCCAGAUAUCUGCCAUUCAUUAGAGGGCAUCCUAAGACCUUUUAUCAUUAUUCAAGUUUUUAAGAUGCAGGAAUUAACUGGCAAAAAAGAGAUGUACAAGUUAGAUGUUCCAAACUUCAAUCACUACUUCUUUUUCAUGUGUGUCACCAUUGUGAUGACUGGUGAAAAGCAUUAUUUCUGUUGGAACUGGCAGCAAACAAACCUAAAGUCUCCCAAGUCCCUUGCAUCCCACACUUGUGGAAAUGAAGAAAUAUGAACACAAUAAUAGCUAUAUAUGUUCACUUGUCUCCUUUUGUAUCAGUUUCUAGUGCCACAAAAAGUUUAUAUUUUCAAGAGCAGAAAGGGAAAUGAAAUGCCUUUUUUACUGCAACUUAAGUGGAAGAAGAAUUUAUGUUAAAAUGUCAGGUGAUUUCCUGUAUAAAACAGGCAUUCUAGAUUCUAGCACAGGUGAGCAAGCUCAGGAUGAAUGUAAUUAAGUGGAAUAGUAUAUAUUUAUUUUUUUACCACAUUUGUCAUCAAUAUGUUGUCUCACUAAAGCAAAGGAUGUGAUGAAACAAUAAGAAUAGGAUGAUCAGAGCAGAGCA